Molecule: messenger RNA, 1418 nt
Organism: Entelurus aequoreus (snake pipefish)
Lineage: Eukaryota; Metazoa; Chordata; Actinopteri; Syngnathiformes; Syngnathidae
Gene: rflnb
Product: refilin B
Exons: 3
Coding region: 276-860 (194 amino acids)
Biological process (GO): skeletal system morphogenesis; negative regulation of chondrocyte development; negative regulation of bone mineralization involved in bone maturation
Cellular component (GO): actin filament bundle
Molecular function (GO): filamin binding
Source: RefSeq, a predicted model, not a curated record
UUCAUGCCUUAAUGUCUGACGUUUCAGAGCGAGAAGUUUGAAGUAAAGCGGCGGUGCUGCUAUUAAAUGUUCCAAUGUUCAAAAAUAUCCUCUUUAAUAGUUGACGGCGUCGUGUUUUUCAUCGACGUUCCCCGUGAAAGAAGUAUUGUGACCGUUUCCAGGCUGGUUUUGUUGACUUUGUUUUUUUUUUGAAGCCAUAAAGCCUGUAUCGGCAAAGAGGAAAUUGUAGAAGGUUUCUCUCCUUGCUGGGACUUUCACAACUCGCCUGUCUUGAAAUGGUGGGGGUGUUAAACUUGCCAAAUGUUUGCCAAGAGGAGCUUCUAGGCAUGAGCUGCAAGGCGGACAGAGGUCUCGACAGUCCGGACUCCGGGUUACCGCCCAGUCCGAGCCCCAGCGCCUGGCUGCUGCCGGCGGACAAAGCCCGCGGGGUGAGUCCGCUACCCGAAGAUGAUGGACGCGCCUCCGUGGUUUCCUCCAGCGGUUCCUCGCUGCGGCCGUUGUCGUACACAGAGGGUAUAUCAGUCGAUCCCAUACCUGAAGAAGUAAGGUACACCUCGUCCGUGCGCUACGACUCUGAGCGCCACUUCAUCCAGACCGUGGCCCUGGAGCCCCGGGGCCGGGCGCUGGAGCGCUGCGCGCAGACGGUCACCGCCGUGUCGCACGGCACGUGGCGGCGCUACAAGACGCAGCUGGACUUCACGCCCCGCCAGCGGCCGCAGAGCUUCCGGAGCACCGCCAUCGUCUACCCCAAGCAGGCCAGCGCCACCUACGCCACGGAGCUGAGCUACGACCGCCGCCGGCGAGCCCGACGCUUCCUCUCCAGCGUGGAGUUGGAGUGCGGCAGCAAGUUACCCGGGUGAGGGAGCUUCUUCUCCUCCUUCUUCAUGGCCUCUGCACUGUAAAGGCUGGCUGUCGGAAAACCUGCUGUUUUUAUUUUUGCAUCAACUUUCUCCCGAAAUUGACCUUUUUUUUUUUUUUUAAAUUAACUCAUUGAGGAGUAGAAGACUGGUUCACCAGGGUGCAGGACUUUUAUUCACAUAUGUGGUGGCUAUUCUACACGUUUUUUGUGUGUACUUCUGCACUAAAUGAGCACAAAAUGAUCUCUUCCUACAUCCUCCUAGCUAGUAAACUGCAUGUCAUUGGAUAAAAGGGACUCUUCAGUAUGCUUUUGUGGACGCAUGUGUGUAUGUAUGUAGGUGAGACAGUGUGGACUUUACUGAAGUGACACCCGUUCUUCACACGAGGGGGGGGGAAAAGCUGCAUUCCGCUUCUCGUCCUUUUUUUAGUGACAGUAUUUAUUUUAAUUCUUCAAGGAUGUCAGAUUUUUUACCUUGUCAAUAGAUAUAUUUGCAAUAUUUUUUUGUGUGACGGUGACUUUUUGAUGAGCAGUUUCAAAUAAAAUCAAAUGUCAUUCCCUG